Messenger RNA from Hippocampus comes (tiger tail seahorse), 1284 nucleotides. Its product is annotated as rho-related GTP-binding protein RhoA-D-like. Gene Ontology annotation, biological process: small GTPase-mediated signal transduction. The record is from RefSeq and is a predicted model, not a curated record. The transcript is spliced from 5 exons. Gene Ontology annotation, molecular function: GTP binding; GTPase activity. Bases 128 to 709 code for a protein of 193 amino acids. NCBI's taxonomy places the organism in Eukaryota, Metazoa, Chordata, Actinopteri, Syngnathiformes, Syngnathidae.
AGGGAAGUGAACGCAGCAGUCUGGGAGGGAAUGAGUCUGAUUCCUUCCCAGCUGCUUCACUUCACUUCUGCCAGUUUGGGAAGGAGGUUCGGAGGUUCUCAAUAUUUGAAAGUCUUCUUCGGCCGAGAUGGCAGCCAUCAGGAAGAAGUUGGUGAUUGUGGGAGACGGCGCGUGCGGCAAGACCUGUCUGCUCAUCGUCUUCAGUAAGGACCAGUUCCCGGAGGUCUAUGUGCCCACAGUCUUUGAGAACUACAUCGCCGACAUUGAAGUGGAUUGCAAACAGGUGGAACUAGCGCUGUGGGACACGGCAGGCCAGGAGGACUACGACAGAUUGAGGCCUCUCUCCUACCCCGACACAGACGUUAUCCUCAUGUGCUUCUCGAUUGACAGCCCCGACAGUCUUGAAAACAUUCCAGAGAAAUGGACACCUGAAGUGAAACACUUUUGUCCCAACGUCCCCAUCAUCCUGGUAGGCAACAAAAAGGACCUCAGGAACGACGAGAACACGCGCAGAGAGCUGGCCAAGAUGAAACAGGAGCCGGUCAAAUCUGACGAAGGCAGAGACAUGGCCAACCGCAUCAGCGCUUUCGGCUACCUGGAGUGCUCGGCCAAGACCAAGGACGGCGUGCGGGAGGUGUUCGAGAUGGCCACCCGGGCCGCCCUGCAGGUGCGGAAGCGCAAGAAGAAGAACGGCUGCCAGCUCCUGUGAGGAGGUUAGGGGUGGGGCAGCUGGCUUGCCAAACGCCAGUUGACCAAGGGCUCAAGGGAUGUGGAGAACCCUUCACUCGGUGGUGUCUGUGGACCUUGCAGAUACGCCACUGGCCAGCAUCAAAGACUGACACACCUGUAACAGCAAAAACCCAUCACCAUUGUAGGACUUUUCCUCUGCUUCUCACCACUUUUCUUUUUCUCUUCAAUCUUUUGAUGCCACGGACCCACAACUCCUCCUCCCAAAUGUUUGUAUUUAUGUGCAAUUACUUAACAAAUAUAUCACAUCUGCAAUAAGUUGCUUUCUGUCUAAUUUGUGCUGAAUUGAGUCCAGCUUCUCCUGUCUGUUUGCAUCACAACCCAGAUGUCAUAAUUCACUGUUCCCAAAUCUUUUCCAGUGUCUCUUUAGUGAGCUUUUCUCUAUUGUGAGCUAUAGCAUGUGCAGGUAUUGAUAACAGCUCACGGAUUGGACACGAUCCAUCUUUAGAAUAUGGCCUGACAAAAUCAAUAUUGAUCUAACAUGUCACUGUGUACCAUUUUACAACUGCACAACACAUGAAAGGGCUGUCCAAGUCA